AUGCUACAAGGGGCAGAGCUGAACUACUCUGAGCUUGAGAGGGCAGCGCUGAUUGUGUUGGUAACGGCCCGGAGGCUAAGACCAUACUUUCUGGCACAUAAAGUCAUUGUACGCACCUCACUACCAUUCAAGCAGACUUUAGGGCGACCGGAUCUGUCGGGGAGGAUGGUAAAAUGGGCAAUCAAGCUGAGUGAAUACGAUGUGGAUUUCGAGCUACGGACCGCAAUCAAAGCGCAAGCGCUGGCAGACUUUUUACAAGAAACUACCAGGGCUGAAAAACAGAAACCCUGGAGGGCAUUCGUGGAUGGUUCUGUCACGAAGAAAGGAUGCGGGUGGCGUUUGUCUAACAAUGAGGGUGAGUAUGAAGCUGUCGUCAAGGCUUUGUUAAAAUUAUCGAAUUUAGGAGUUGAAUCCGUGCAUUUGAAGUCUGAUUCGCAAUUGGUGGUGCAGCAAUUGCUGGGCGAAUAUGAUAUCAGGGACAACCGAAUGGUCGCAUACCAUCUCAGAGCUGGGGAGUUGAUGUCCAAAUUCCAGAACUGUCUUAUUGAACAAAUACCACGCGACCAAAAUAGCAGGGCUAACUUAUUAGCGCGGAUGGCCAGUGCAGUUGAACAUAGCUGGACCAAUUCAGUAACUUUUCUCUUUGAGCCUAGCAUAGAAAACAAGCAGGGUAUUUUCAGCGUGGAAUGCCUACCUCCAGAGGAGGAGCAUGUUGCUCUCAGGGAAGUUCACCAGGUCUAUUGCAGAAAUCAUGCAGGAUAUAAAGAUUUGAUGAGGAAAAUUAUCAGGGUUGGAUUUUACUGGCCUACAAUGGCAGAGGAUGCCAAGCUGGGAAUUGACAUUGCAGGAAAACUCCCUACAACUCCGGGUGGAAGAUGUUUCUUGAUAGUGGCUGUAGAUUACUUUUCCAAAUGGGUGGAGGCUGAGGCAGUGACGAAGAUAGAUGAAUGUACUAUUGAGAGGUUCUUAUGGCGUAAUAUUUGCUGCCGAUAUGGGUCACCAAGAGUACUCGUCUCGGAUAAUGGGAUGCAAUUCACGGGGCAGCGCAUAGCAGAUUUUUGUCACAAAAUAGACAUUAUACAGCACUUCGUCUCUGUGCCCACCCACAAGCUAAUGAAUGACGAGCUUUGGCGCUUAGACCUGGAUUUCAUAGAGCUGAGCAGGGAUGCAGUUGUUCUCAGGGCUGCAAAGUAUAAAAGCAUCAUCAAAGCUGGGUUUGAUAAGAAAGUGACAGUCAGGAAGUUUAACAAGGGAGACCUGGUACUAAAGCGGGUAGAUGCACUGCAUCCGGCAAAGAUAUUUGAUCCCACUUGGGAGGGUCCUUUUGUGGUAACAGAGGUGCAAGGUGGGGGAGCGUAUCAUCUAUCUGAUAGCGAAGGGAGGCCUCUCACCCGGCCUUGGAACAUCAAUACUCUAAAGAAAUUCUAUGCUUGA
Salvia miltiorrhiza (redroot sage) is the source of this 1434-nucleotide messenger RNA. RefSeq lists its product as uncharacterized. The record is from RefSeq and is a predicted model, not a curated record. Gene Ontology annotation, biological process: DNA integration. Lineage: Eukaryota; Viridiplantae; Streptophyta; Magnoliopsida; Lamiales; Lamiaceae. Gene Ontology annotation, molecular function: nucleic acid binding; RNA-DNA hybrid ribonuclease activity. The transcript has 5 exons. Bases 1 to 1434 code for a protein of 477 amino acids.